AACUCCUUUCUGCUUCCAGGGGAUGUUGGGAAUUAUUAUUAUGGCCAAGGACAUCCCAUGAAACCCCACAGGAUCCGCAUGACCCACAACCUCCUGCUCAACUAUGGGCUCUACAGGAAGAUGGAGAUCUAUCGUCCUCACAAGGCCAAUGCAGAGGAGAUGACCAAGUACCACAGCGAUGAUUACAUCAAAUUCCUGAGGUCCAUCCGCCCUGACAACAUGUCUGAGUACAGCAAGCAGAUGCAAAGAUUUAAUGUUGGGGAGGACUGCCCUGUGUUUGAUGGGCUCUUUGAGUUCUGUCAGCUCUCUGCUGGAGGCUCUGUUGCCAGUGCUGUGAAGCUGAACAAGCAGCAGACAGACAUUGCGGUGAACUGGGCAGGAGGUCUCCACCACGCCAAAAAAUCAGAAGCUUCUGGGUUCUGCUACGUCAACGACAUCGUGCUGGCCAUCCUGGAGCUCCUCAAGUACCACCAGCGAGUGCUGUACAUUGACAUCGACAUCCACCACGGGGACGGGGUGGAGGAGGCUUUUUACACCACAGACAGGGUCAUGACCGUGUCCUUCCACAAAUAUGGAGAAUAUUUCCCAGGAACUGGGGACCUGAGGGACAUCGGGGCAGGCAAAGGGAAGUACUACGCUGUGAAUUACCCGCUGCGCGACGGCAUCGAUGACGAGUCCUACGAAGCCAUUUUCAAGCCUGUGAUCUCCAAGGUGAUGGAGACGUUCCAGCCCAGCGCUGUUGUCCUGCAGUGUGGCUCUGAUUCCCUGUCUGGGGACAGGCUGGGCUGCUUCAACCUCACCAUCAAAGGCCAUGCCAAGUGUGUGGAGUUUGUGAAGAGCUUUAACCUGCCCAUGCUGAUGCUGGGAGGAGGGGGGUACACGAUCCGCAACGUGGCUCGCUGCUGGACCUACGAGACCGGGGAUGAGGAGGAGGAUGAUCCUGAAAAACGCAUUUCCAUCCGAAAUUCCAACAAGAGAAUCUCCUGUGACGAGGAAUUCUCCGACUCCGAGGACGAGGGGGAGGGAGGGCGCAAGAACGUCGCCAACUUCAAGAAAGCCAAACGUGUGAAGGCAGAGGAGGAGAAGGAGGAAGAGGAGAAGAAAGAUGAGAAAGAAGAGGAAAAAGCAAAAGAGGAAAAAGCAGCAACAGCAACAGCAGCAGCAGCAGCAGAACCCAAAGGGAACGGGGAGAACGAGAGAGAAAGAGAAAGAGAGAGAGACAGAAACACCUGCGGGGCGUGCGGGGCGUGUGUCAGUCCGGGGGGUGCGGGCGAGUCCGUGGGGACCGGGGCUGCUCGGGGGGUCUCGGGGGGCUCGGGGGGGUUCCUCUGA
Pyrgilauda ruficollis (rufous-necked snowfinch) is the source of this 1332-nucleotide messenger RNA. RefSeq names its product histone deacetylase 1 (gene HDAC1). The record is from RefSeq and is a predicted model, not a curated record. Gene Ontology annotation, molecular function: histone deacetylase activity. Lineage: Eukaryota; Metazoa; Chordata; Aves; Passeriformes; Passeridae.